AUGGAUACGGACACAUUAGAGUUUGAUAAACUUGUGGGUCUUCUUAAAGCUGAAGAAAUGGAGGCCUCUGAUGAUCAAAAGGUCACCCAAAAGAGCAUUGCAUUUGCCGCGUCUGGAGAGGUUGACAGGAUUAACCAAGUCGAAGAAAAUCUGAGUCUACUGGCUAAGAACUUCAACAAGAUGCUGAAACGGGUUGAGAAAGGUCAGAACAGGUUCAACAAGACGCAGAGAUCUGACACAGAUAGAGGUACUUACAGACCGUCACGAUCUGAUGGAGAUCACUCGGGAAACUUCAAAAAACGUGAUGUUCAAUGUCAUGAGUGUGAAGGUUUUGGUCACUUCAAGAGUGAUUGCCCUCUUACUAAGAGGAAGAAGCUGAAAUGCAUUGAGUGCAAAGGAUAUGGACAUACCAGAAAUGAAUGUCCAAAUAACUUCAAAUCCAAGGAUAAAUCACUCAUUGUAUUCGAGGAUUCUGAUUCAGACGAUGAGGAAGAGGAAGGUGAGAAUCUGAUGCUAAACUUUGUUGCGUUCACUGUUGGUGAGACUGACUGUAGCGAACGUAAACCGGGAGAUUCAGACUCUGACUCGGACGGUGAGGACAUUGACCUUAAAGUGGAGUACAGAAAUCUUUACGACAACUGGGUGAAACUGAGCUCUGAAAACCUACAACUCCUUAAAGACAAAGCCCUGAUGAAGGCCCAACUGAACAUCCUUGAGAUGGAACGUACUUCCUCUGAAGAAAACCAGACUGUGACAGCUCAGGUCAGCCAAGGCGAAGUAACUACAGAUACAGAUGAGCUCAGGAAGGAACUAAACAUAGAAAGAGAAAAAAGAAGAGUAUUGGAAGAAAGGUUGGAAAAUCUGAAGGAAGUGUGCCACAGUGAAAAAGAGAAGGCUAGAGACCUCCAAAGCCAACUUGUAGAAAAUCACAAAAAAAUCCGAAUGUUGAAUACUGGAUCUGAAAAUCUCGACCAAAUCUUGUCAUCUGGACAGCCUCCCAAAAAGAAUUGGGGACUGGGAUACACUGGUGGUUUUCAAGUUGAACAACCCUCAUCAUCAUCCAAAGGCUUGUCUGGGUUUGUGUUUGGUGGUACCUCCAGCGGUGAAUUGACUACUACCAGUGUCAAAAGAUGUGAAGUAACAGAGGUCAAUAGUAAGAAAGACGAGAACACUCAGCGACCUCGGUUGGAAGAGAGAUCUGUGACUCGAGCACUAGUCCAAAGGAAAACUCGACACAGACGCUACUUCUGUCACAAAACUGGUCAUAAGCAGAGAAAUUGCUUUAAGAGGAAAAACAUGAUAAAGAAAGCCUGGAGUAAUCGGAUAUGCUAUCCAGAACCAAAGUACUAUGGAAUGGUUUGGAUCUGCAAACAAGCAUUGUACACGGGAAUAGCAGAAGACUAUCACGGUAUCUGUGAAACCCAGGAAGAAAGGUGCGAUGCGGUUUGCAACUUUGCUCGAAUCAGUGUUACUGAAUCAGAAACGGUCAGCAAUGUGGCAUACACGUCAACAGAUGGAGAAGUCUCCAGGGCGUGGUAUUUUGACAGUGGAUGCUCGAGACACAUGACCGGAAAUCAAGAGUGGUUCGACGAACUCAACACUGUGAAAGGAGGACAAGUCACAUUUGGAAAUGGUGGUCAAGGAAGAAUUCUUGGCGUUGGAGCGCUCACUCGAGAGGAUCAACCUAAACUUGUGAAUGUCUUUUAUGUUCAUGGGUUAAAGGCAAACCUCAUAAGUGUCAGUCAGCUGUGUGAUGAAGGACUGGAGAUCAUCUUCACUCGAGUGGAUUGUAAAGCCAUUGAUGAAAAGGGAAACACUGUGAUGUAUGGGAUCAAGUCUGGUAAUAACUGCUACAUGUGGAGUGUAACUGAUCAGUGUCUCUCGGCAAGACAAUCUCAGUUGGACCUAUGGCAUAAGCGGCUUGGACACAUGAAUGUAAACGGCCUAACAAAACUUGUAAAGGCUGAAGUGGUAAGAGGAAUUCCCCCACUUGAAUCAGAAACUCAGACUUUGUGUGGUGCGUGUCAGAAAGGAAAGCAAGUUAAGGUGCAGCACAAGGCUUUAAGUGAAACUCGAACAUCAAGAAUUCUUAAACUGAUGCAUAUGGACCUAAUGGGACCAAUCUCAACUGAAAACAUUAAUGGAGAAAGGUACAUCUUUGUGAUGGUGGAUGAUUUCUCCAGAUACACAUUGGUAAGCUUUCUGAGAGAAAAGUCGGAAGCUGCAUCAUGCUUCAAAAUUCUUGCUCUUCAGUUGAAAAACGAGAAAGGGGGCAUAGUUCAGAUUAGAAGCGAUCAUGGUGGAGAGUUUCAAAGUGAGGUCUUCGAACAGUUUUGUCACAGCCAAGGCAUUAGACAUCAGUUCUCUGCCCCUCGGACACCUCAACAAAACGGAGUGGUUGAGCGGAAAAAUCGUACUCUGCAAGAAAUGGCCAGAGCUAUGCUUCAUGGGAACAAUGUGUCACCUCGGUUCUAG
Eutrema salsugineum is the source of this 2475-nucleotide messenger RNA. RefSeq lists its product as uncharacterized. Gene Ontology annotation, biological process: DNA integration. Gene Ontology annotation, molecular function: nucleic acid binding; zinc ion binding. The record is from RefSeq and is a predicted model, not a curated record. The coding region runs from base 1 to 2475 and encodes 824 amino acids. The transcript has a single exon. NCBI's taxonomy places the organism in Eukaryota, Viridiplantae, Streptophyta, Magnoliopsida, Brassicales, Brassicaceae.